CUGCCCAGCAUGCUUUGCGGUGAGGUGGAGGAAUAAUGGCAGACUGCGACUUCGAAGUGAUGUCAGGAUCUCGUCAAAACUGAGGCAAAAUGAAGUAAUAAGAGCAGUCAGAAACCAUCAAAAAGCUUAUUUAAGACCCUUGUAUAAGUUACUCACGCUUUUAGGGUAAGUAAACCCUUGAAAUCGUGGGUUUUCGGUCGAGAAAAGUCAGCACCGGCGUUAUGUGGACGAAGUUGCAGGUAUUUCUCUUGGCACUCGGUUUGAAAUAAGCCUCUUCAUCCGCCAACAAGAACAAAGUUACUGACGAUCCAAGAAUGCAGCAACAACAGCCAGAUCCUAAGGAAUGCAAUAUCAAGGUUUUCUGUCGGUUUCGGCCCCAAUCGGACGCCGAGACUAAAGCUGGAGGACAGAUUGUUGUGAAGUUCCCUACACCCGAUACAGCGAUCCACGGAGGUCGUACUUUCACAUUUGAUCGCGUCUUCAAGCCUACUGCGACACAAGAGAAAGUCUAUAGCGAAGCGGCGCAGGCUAUCGUUCAGGAUGUUCUCAAUGGAUAUAAUGGAACGAUAUUUGCAUAUGGACAAACUUCUAGUGGGAAAACACAUACAAUGGAGGGACUUAUUGAUAGCAGUUUACAUCAGGGCAUUAUUCCAAGAAUUGUCCAAGACAUAUUUAAUCACAUUUAUAAUAUGGAUGAAAAUCUGGAAUUUCAUAUCAAGGUUUCAUACUUUGAAAUUUAUCUGGAUAAGAUUAGGGACCUCUUAGAUGUUACCAAGACAAAUUUAGCUGUUCAUGAGGACAAGAAUAGAGUGCCAUUUGUAAAAGGAGGGACAGAGCGAUUUGUGUCCAGCCCAGAGGAGGUUAUGGAGAUUAUAGAUGAGGGGAAAGCCAAUCGACAUGUGGCAGUCACAAACAUGAAUGAACAUAGCUCAAGAAGUCACAGUAUUUUCUUGCUUCAUAUUAAGCAAGAGAAUGUCGAAACGAACAAAAAGCUGAGUGGUAAACUAUAUCUUGUCGACCUUGCUGGCUCAGAAAAGGUCAGCAAGACUCAUGCUGAGGGCUCUGUUCUUGAUGAGGCCAAGAACAUCAACAAGUCAUUGUCUGCUCUAGGAAAUGUAAUAUCUGCUCUUGCAGAGGGAACUAAAUCUCAUGUCCCUUACAGAGACAGUAAAAUGACAAGAAUUUUACAAGAGAGUUUGGGUGGCAAUGCCAGAACAACAAUCAUCAUUUGCUGCUCACCCUCUUCCUUUAAUGACCAGGAAACAAGGUCAACUUUAAUGUUUGGACAAAGAGCAAAAACUAUAAAGAAUGUUGUGGUCAUCAAUGAGGAGCUGACUGCAGAUGAAUGGAAAAGAAGAUAUGAGAAAGAAAAAGAGAAGACUGGGAAAUUAAAGGCUGCACUGAUUAAAUAUGAGCAGGAACUGCAGCGAUGGCGGCAAGGCGAGAAUGUGCCUCCAGAUGAGCAGACAUCUAAUGCUAAGGAGAACAGGAAAAGUGAUUUGUUUGAAAGCAUUCAACAACUGGGAUUUCCUGAGGCAGCUCCUGCUGCCAUGUCAAAUGCAGAGAAAAAGAAAUAUGAGAAUGAGCGGUCAAAACUUUUCUUGCAGCUUGACGAGAGGGAUGAUGAAAUCCAGUCACAAUCCUUGAUCAUCAACCAACUCAAGGAGCAGAUUGCUGAACAAGAAGAGAGUUUGAAGGCAUCUCGCUCGGAUAAUGAAAGGCUACAGACCCAGAUCAACUCAAUCCAAGCAGAAAGUGAGACGUCUAAAACUGAAGUUAAAGAGGUCCUUCAAGCACUGGAGGAGCUUGCCGUCAACUAUGACCAGAAACUGCAAGAAGUGGAUGCAAAGAACAAGGAAAAUGAUAAGCUCAAUGAUGAAAUCACUACCAAGCAGGUAGAGCUGAGUAAGACCACCAAGGCUCUGGAGGAAGUCCGUGACUCAUCGUCAAUCCUGCGUAGACGUCUUGCCGAGAUGAUGAACAGCCUGAUGACUGACCUAGGGGAAAUUGGUACAGUGAUUGGUGGCUCAGCAGCAGAGGUCAAGAAGCCUAAUGUUAACUGCACUGGGAAAUUGGAUGAUGACUUCACUGUUGCCAGGAUUUAUGUCAGCAAGAUCAAAUCCGAAGUCAAGUCACUACACAAUAGAUACAACAGUGCUGAGCAGAAUGAGGGUCAACUUAAAGAGAAGCUGAGUACAUCAGAGACCGAGCUCCAGCAAGCCACACUUGUCAUCUCACAGCACGAAGCCAAGAUGAAAUCACUGGGUAUUGCCAUGAAGGACUUGGAGGGCAAGAAACGCGUGCUGGAGGAAGCCGUAGACUCUCUCAACGAGGACAUCGCCAAACUCAAGGCAGAGGCGCAAAUGCACGUUCUUGCACUCCGAGACAAAGAACAGGAGCACGAGGGCAUGCUGGGAAAUGCCAAGCAAGUGGCGUCGGAGCUGGAAAAGCAGAUGGAGACGCAUCGGGAGACGCACCAGAAGCAGCUGGCCAACCUACGCGACGAAAUCGAGUCCCAACACGCCCUUAUUACCUCACUCAAGGAGCAGAACCAGAAGAAAGACUUACACGCCGAGCAACUCAAGGGCGAGUACGAGAAACUCAAGAAGGAACUUUCCGAGAAGUCCAACAGGUUGAACGAUAUGAGCGUCCAAGUAGAAAAAAAAGAACAGGCCAGAAAAGAUCUCCAAGGUCUCGAAGAAACUGUGGCUAAGGAGCUCGCGACACUUUACAAGUUACGACAGCUGUUUGUCCGAGACUUGCAAGCUCGCCUCAAGGUGACUGCAACAGAAAGUGAAGCUGAGGAUGAUGGCGGAAGUCAAGCACAAAAACAAAAGAUUGCUUUUUUAGAGAACAACUUGGAUCAGCUGACGAAAGUGCACAAGCAGCUUGUUCGCGACAACGCUGAUCUAAGAUGCGAAUUACCCAAGCUGGAAAAACGCCUGCGCGCGACGCAAGAGCGAGUCAAGUCAUUGGAACACGCCCUGAAGGAGGCGAAACAGGGAGCCCAACGGGACAGGUCGCGGUACCAAAAGGAAGUGGAACGGAUUAGGGAGUCCAUGAGGCAGAAACAAGCGGCGUCCAAGAAGAGCGCCCAGGCCCACAUAGCUAAACCCAUCCGCGCAGGCCAGCAGGGUACUUCACAAGGCGUGCCCAUCCGUGGAGGGGGCGGCGCCGCCCUAGGUGGUGCCCUACUGGGAAUGGGACGGAUAGCCGCCCUAGGGUCUAAUGUACCGAGUAGCCCUAGUAACCCUAGUGUACCGAGCUCACCGAACGGAGCUACUGUCGGCAUUGUGACACCUGUCAUCCGCGGCAACCGCAGCAGUGAGCCUGUCGUGUCCUACAGUAAGCGGAUCCGGAACGCUGUCAGCACUGAGUCACUCAACCGCCAUCUGCACCAGUCUGCUUCAGGCACACAUCCCAAUGUGAAUGGUGCUAUGGGAAUGGACGAUCGCCGCCGAAGCAGUGGCUCUCAUGCCGCAAUCCUCUCGUCCAGCGGUGAUAUAAUGAGCAUGCGCUCCUCUGCCAGUGUUGACCGACUAAAUAUGAUGCCCCUCGGGGAGGGUGCGUCAGGUCGCAAGCUUCAGGCGAUGUCUGACGGCAGUCAUCGCACGGUAAAGCUGCCUGGACGAGAUGGAGAAAUUGUAGCACUGAAGAAAGCUGGUAGGAGAUCGUCAUCUAACCAAAACCUUGCAAGUGGCAGUGCAGAGAAUGUUGAGGGCCCAUGGGAGGUCAGGAAACCAGUAUCAUAGUAUUAAUACCACGACCGGACAAAUAAUCUGGCCAUAGCAACCAGCGCCCUGACGUUCUUUCAAAAGACGAUGACAAGUCUUUAUUUUUAACUUACGAGAGAGUUGAUUUUUUGAGUGGACGUGGUUCUGACUUGUAUGGUCCCAGCCUUUGAAAGUGACUGAGACUACGGGAAUUGGGCUUGUCUGAACCUGUCUUUAUCCACUACAAACCUUCACCAAAACCUUUAAUACCCGCUCAGAUCUAUUAAGUAUUCCAUUUAUAAAGUAUUUUGGGUCCUAGAUGUCCUGCGUUCAGCUUUCAAACACAUUGACGCUGUCACGUUACACUCUAGUAUUAAUAUUGUGGCGCGUGACGUGACACUGAUGUUGUAUUAAUAUUGUGGGGCUUGGAGACUCGAUAGUCAUUUCUGUUUUGGCUGUUGAUUUUUAUUUGUUAGAACGGUCUGUUAUUUAUAAACUAAAAAUUUACUAAUUCAAAGAGAUUUGUCUUUUUGCCCUUGGAAAAAGAUCUCUGAUUUAUUAGUGAUCUGCUUGAUUUAUUUCUUGUGAUAGUAGAUUAGUAUUUAGCAUGACUUACACCACUAAGGAGACUAAUAAUCGUGUCGGAAGCCGCGUGUGUGUUGCGUUGGAAUUGACUGGAUUGAGAUUGUGUCAAUUACUAUAGAUCAACCAAUGAAAGGACACGAUUGCAAGGCUCGUGACUGAACAUGUGAAAUCAACCAGUGAGAGGACAUAGAAGGCACGUGGAUGGAAAUGGGAAAUCAACCAAUGAGAUGACAAGGCUCGUGACUGAACAUGAGAAAUGAUUCUGGAUGGUACCAUAGUAUUUGCACGGGGCUUGGAAUGACCGCUGACCCCUAGGUAUCUGGGUUUCGGCAGUAGUAGAGAUGGGAGAUCGUAAUUAUCAGUUUCAGGAAUGGGUUCAUGGAGUUUGUCGAUUCGGAUCUGCUGCAUUAUGAUAAGAUGAAUCUAUAAACCCUUUUGUCUAAAGCGCGCUUAGAUUAAGUGGUCACGUGACUUGUGUUGACCUCACGGGUAAAAUAAGUGGGAGAGUACCUGGGAACUCGCUAUGAACCAUGGGAUCCCCCCGUGAUGCCAUGCUGACGUUUUUGUACAGGGUUUUUCAUUAGAAGAGUUGAAAAUGGAAACAUUAGAGUUGAGGCCAAAGUUAGCUUUUUUAUUAAUUGAGUAUACAAGUUAUUGCUAUAGUGCAAUAAGGUAAUGUUUAUUGCCAAAUCUAGGCGAGUGGGUGCCAUAAUAAAAACCACGGGUACUGAA
Messenger RNA from Nematostella vectensis (starlet sea anemone), 5030 nucleotides. Its product is annotated as kinesin heavy chain. Gene Ontology annotation, molecular function: microtubule binding; microtubule motor activity; ATP binding. The coding region runs from base 315 to 3752 and encodes 1145 amino acids. Gene Ontology annotation, biological process: microtubule-based movement. The record is from RefSeq and is a predicted model, not a curated record. NCBI's taxonomy places the organism in Eukaryota, Metazoa, Cnidaria, Anthozoa, Actiniaria, Edwardsiidae. The transcript is spliced from 27 exons.